Molecule: messenger RNA, 996 nt
Organism: Striga asiatica
Lineage: Eukaryota; Viridiplantae; Streptophyta; Magnoliopsida; Lamiales; Orobanchaceae
Source: the annotation of a GenBank genome assembly
AUGACUAUGAUACCAGACAUCCAGGCAUUGAGGCGAGGCCGAGGCGGGGACAGCAGGUCUUCUAUGUCUUUGUCCAGCCACCCAACAGGAGAACAGGAGCUCGCGGUGAAGGACCUCCACUGCCGAGGUCGUGCCACACGUCAUAGGCCUUACCGUAACAGGGCGCCCCUCAAAGGCAUCGGCCAAAAGCUGAACCACUUUCUGAUGGUCUUUUCCUUGGUUGGUUACUUUAAUAUCGGACUAAACGGGAUUUCCAAGCCUAAGAUUCUGAGACAAGGGGCUAAACCCACGAAUCUCGGUACCAGUGGUAAAAUACUUAGCUCAAAACUCCCCGAAAGCGAAGAACAAAAAGGGCAGAUCCAAGAAAGACCUCAGAAAUGGAUUAGAAUCACGUGCGUCAUAGCUUCCAGGUUCUCAUGCCUUUACUCUUCACAUUUGGAGUGGGGAAUCCCGCCCCUUCCUCAACUUUAUGCCAAAUAUCUGUUAAACUCAAUCCCGCUUCCCCUCGGUGACCACAGGAAAGGCGGCCCAAAAGGGAAAUAUUUCCAACAAGUAGCCGGUCUCAGCUCUUUGAAAUCCUCAACCAACAUCCGAUACCUUGGAUCAGAAACGGGGGACCUUAGCCCUCAAACCAAUAUAUUGGAACUUUCUACAAACAGAGCUCCUAAGAAAGGAAAGAGGAGACAAGUUCUUACUAAGAAAGUUCUUGAUCGAUCUUGGACAUCUGCCCCGCCUCCUGAAGAUAAGGAAGAAAGAAGUCCAAAUCCUGUUUCUUCGACCUUACAAUACAAUUGGUGGACUAAGAAAUCAAAGAAGGUAAUGCAGCUUUCUGGGCAAAAGAUUGGUGAUUCUAUCUCCACCAGGAUCGGAAGCCAAGGUUCAGUAGUCGAUAAGUGCACGGGUAAGGCGAAGAGAAGGGCCGUGGGAGAGGCCGGAUCUUCUGAUCUUGGGGAUAGGUCGACAGACGACUUCCCAGGAUUGGCCUACCUUUCGUGA